Molecule: messenger RNA, 3559 nt
Organism: Vespa mandarinia (Asian giant hornet)
Lineage: Eukaryota; Metazoa; Arthropoda; Insecta; Hymenoptera; Vespidae
Gene: Nup62
Product: nucleoporin 62
Biological process (GO): protein import into nucleus; RNA export from nucleus
Cellular component (GO): nuclear pore central transport channel; nuclear pore
Molecular function (GO): structural constituent of nuclear pore; phospholipid binding
Source: RefSeq, a predicted model, not a curated record
GUUUUGUAUCGUAUUAACGUAAUGUGCAACGGAAAUAGGUGGGCUAACAUUCUUUGCUAUUGAAUUUAUGCCAAAACGAAAAGUGACGUAUGUUGAUGUAUAUUUAUUCAUAAUAAAUUAUUAAAUUUUAUUAUUACUUGUUUCAUACAGAUGAACUGUAAAAUAUUAAAAAUCUAUUGAGCUUUAUUUCAUUUGUAUUUAAGCAAAAAAGAUAUUAAUGUUAUUGUAUUAAAGUGUUGAAAAAGUGUAACUUAAUAUAAAAUUAUGAAUUUUGGAUUUGAUCCUUCAAAAACUCAAGGCAAUGCCGCAACUACAACGAAUGUGGCCACACCAACAGGCUUCUCAUUUGGCUUUGCCGGAGCUGGUGAUGCAAGUAAACAAGUAACAUCUGGGUUAACAGUAACACCAGUUCAAAAUAAACCUGGUGGUUUUUUUGGAUCUGGAAUAACUACUCCAGGUCAAAGUACAAGUUUUACUUUUGGUAAUACACCAAAUACUUCUGCACCUACUAUUGGAGCGACAAUUACUCCAGUUACUGGAUUUGGUGUAUCUACAUUGGCUAGUUCUACAGCAAAUGCUAGUACUCCUAGUACUGUGGUACCUACAGGAUUUAAUCUGCAGAGUACACCUACAGUGCUUACAGGUACCGAAGGUGCGCAAACCUCUGCAACAACUGGUAUAAGUUUUGGAACACCAAGUUCUGUGCCAUCUAGCACUACUGGAUUUAAUAUUGGUGGUACUAUAACUACCGCAACAACUACUACUACACCUAUUUUUACUUUUGGAAACCCAACUACAACAACACCCACCGUGACAGGAUUGUCUCAAGAUGCAGCAAAAACAUCUACAAUACAAACAGGAUUUACCCCCACACCAUUCACUACAGCAGGAUUUGGACUAACUAAUACACCUGCUGCUACCACAGCUACAGUAUUUUCUUUAAACACUGCGACAACAACUUCAGCUGCGUCCAUUUUUUCAAUUGGUACAACUGCAUCAAGCACUACUGGUUUUAUGCUGAACAAAACUACAUCUGUUACUGCACCUUCAAAUGUUGCAACUGUCACUACUCAUACCACUUUAGGAACUACAACCACAGUUAGUUCAUCUGCCAAUGCUAUACAGCCAGGAGCUAUUAACUUCUGUCAACUUGAAGAGUCCAUUAACAAAUGGACAUUGGAAUUGGAAGAACAAGAAAAAGUAUUUGUAAAUCAGGCAACACAAGUUAAUGCAUGGGACAAAUUACUUAUAACCAAUGGAGAAAAAAUAGUAACUUUAAAUCAGGAAGUUGAAAGAGUUAAGCUUGAACAACAACAAUUAGAACAUGAAUUAGAUUAUGUCGUUGGCCAGCAAAAAGAAUUACAAGAUUGUUUGGUACCACUUGAAAAAGAAUUGGCAUCAUUAUCUGUCUCAGAUCCAGAAAGAGAAUAUACUUAUCGUCUAGCAGAAAAUAUUGAUACUCAAUUAAAACAAAUGUCAGAAGAUUUAAAAGAGAUAAUAGAACAUUUAAACGAAGCCAAUCGAGUUCAAGAUUCUAGUGAUCCAAUUGUACAGAUCGGCAAGAUUUUAAAUGCACAUAUGAACAGUUUACAAUGGCUUGAUCAAAGAACAGCUCUUCUAACUCAAAAAAUACAACAGAUCGAUCAAAUGCAUCAAAACUUCAGACAAGAAAACGAACGAAGUUUUAAUUUAGCAUAUAAUUAAAUCAUACUAAAUGUUCUUUUUUGUUUUUUUUUCUUUGUUUUUUUUUUACAUGUCUAUGAUUCAUUUCUAUAAACAAAGAAACAACCAUAUUUUAUAUAUUUUUGAAGAGGACUAAAAAAAAAAAAAAAACAAAAUUUGAUUUAAAAAAAAAAAAAAAAGUAAAAUAAAUAUACUUUUUAUUUCAUACCUUAUAUAAUUUAAUUAAUUAAUUUUUAUAUCGCAAUCGCAGGAACAAAAUAGCGAACUUUCAAAUAUCCUGCUAAAUCUAAAAAUAAAUUCACUAUUUUAUUUUCCAAUAUAUUACAUCUUACGGAAUUGGGAUGAACAAUGUCCCAAGAUAAAAAGGUUAACAAUUUUUUCACAUCUAUCGUAGCAGAUAUUGCAAAAUUGUCUUCAGUUUGACCACUAGACCAAACCUGUAAUCCUUGAAAGUGUGUCGACACAUUCGCACUAUCGGUUUCUACUCUUAAUAUGAACAUACCAGUUUUAUCGGCUGUUAAUGUUAAAUGUGAACUCAUGUUUUUCAUUCUUUCUACGAUAUUACGUAAAUAUUUAAGUUGUGGCAUAUCUAUGGAUAUCUAAAAUAUUAGAUUGGUUGAUUGAUUGAUUGAUUAAUUGAUUAAUAUAUAAAUUACUUUAAAUUUGUAAAAUGUAACUUACAUCAAAUUCUGGUAUAUCAGGAACUUUGUAAGCAGUCCAUUCUUUUCGUGGCACAACUCUUACUGGCACAUCGUGAACACAUUGUCUUGAUUCCACGUUCGAAGAUGAUAAUUCAAUUUCAAACGUUAGACAAGGUUGUAGUUUAUUUGUUAAUUUAAUUUUUACACUCUUUGACUGUAAACGAAGAGAACUUAAACUCCUAGCGAGCAUUGACGAUUCAAAUUCUAAAUAAAUUUCAUUUUGUUCUUCAGAAACGCCACUCAUGAUAUAUUCAGUAAAAAAAUGACUUUGAGAUAAUUCUGCCCAUAAAACGGGUAUAUUAUCAUAACCGAUAUUGAAAGAAAUUUCGUCCAUAGUUAAUCGUAAGAUACAUUGUUUUGAUAUCUUUGAAAUGAUAGUGACAAUAUCUGAAAGAAAAGGUAAAAAAAAGUAAAUUAUAUAUAUUUUUUAAAAACUGUUACGUCAAAUCGACAUUCCCGCCAAAUUUCUAAUGCGAUUAAUUUCAACAUCCUUUCAUUUAAAAAUAUUUACUAGAUUAAAAUUAUUUACGUAGCAUUAUUGUACGAAAUUUUUCAGCUUUCUUUAUUUCUUAAAGUUUAUUUAACGAAUAAUUAAUAUUUUAAUAGUUACAAUUUUUCUUUUCCUUUUUUUUUUAAAUUUUCAUUUUUCGAUCAAAGCAAAAUAAUAGCUCUAUUUGAGGUUAUGUAACUUAAUUGUUACAAGAUAAAGAAUAAAUUUAAAGAAGCGUGAAAGAUGCUUACUAGUAAAAUCUCGCAUAGCUGUAAGGUCUAUCAUUCUGCAUCUAAAUUUCAUCUUCUUAAGCUGUACAAUUUUAUAUUCUAAUAUAACUUAAUCAAUAACAUAUAACAGAAAGAGAGAUAUUGUUUAUAUAUUCUCGUCGGUAUACGUAAAGUUCAAUUUAUGAAAUAUAACACACAUAUACUAUUGCCUUUAGUAUGUAUUUGUUUAUUAAAUUACAAAUAUGUGUGUUAUGUGUACGUGUAUUCUAGGCAAUCCUAAUAAUCUUGAUUUAAACAAGAUUCAAAUGAAUAUACGCAAUAACAUUUCAAUCGAAUCACUUUCAGAAUAAUUUUGAAAUAUAUCCCAUUCCUUUUGCUUUAUUUUCAUGAAAUACUACCUGCAUCAAAAGACAAAAUCUGAUUGGACGAUACGAUUAAUAAGGUAUCGUUUGAAA